UUGAGGCGGAGUCAAAACAAAAUGGCGUCCGGUAUGGUGUCAUCAACAGUAAUCAGGGCUGUAAAGUCUAGUAGAAAGUUUGUGCCUCAAAGAGCAGCCAUCAAACUAACUCCUUCUGCUGUCAGCAAAGUGAAAGAACUUUUAUCAGAAAACACUACAGCAAUAGGACUAAGAGUGGGAGUGAGGACAAGAGGCUGCAGUGGAUUAACGUACACACUGGACUAUGCUACUGAGAAGAAGAAAAUGGAUGAAGAAGUUGUUCAAGAUGGUGCUAGAGUACUAAUAGAUUCAAAGGCUCAGUUAUCAUUGCUUGGUACUGAGAUGGACUUUGUUGAAAAUAAACUCGGCAGUGAAUUCAUAUUUCAUAAUCCUAACGUCAAAGGCACUUGUGGGUGUGGCGAGAGUUUUCACGUAUGACAUCGUCGCCGACCAAUCAGAUCACCCUAACUACUCCUGCUGUAUUUUUGUUUUAUUUAUUAAGUAAUUGUCAUAUCAUGGAAAACUUGUAUAUAAAAAGUUAUUAGUGUAUUUGUAUCAUGUUUAAUAAACUCAGUUUUUAUUGUCA
Amphimedon queenslandica is the source of this 565-nucleotide messenger RNA. RefSeq names its product iron-sulfur cluster assembly 1 homolog, mitochondrial-like. Gene Ontology annotation, molecular function: 2 iron, 2 sulfur cluster binding. Bases 22 to 417 code for a protein of 131 amino acids. The record is from RefSeq and is a predicted model, not a curated record. Lineage: Eukaryota; Metazoa; Porifera; Demospongiae; Haplosclerida; Niphatidae. Gene Ontology annotation, biological process: iron-sulfur cluster assembly. Gene Ontology annotation, cellular component: mitochondrion; cytoplasm. The transcript is spliced from 4 exons.